AGUUGGCGAAUAUCCUCAAUUCUUUUGACCGACAUACAACCUAUCCACCAGUACACAUCACGCCUCUUGCAAAGUAAACUCCACUGCAGUUUGGAUCUCCUCUAUUCCACGAAAUACUCUACGAGCUUCACGUUUUUUUUUUAACGUUCCCAUCCUCGAAUCUAAGCACGGAUCAGAUUCCUUCCAGAGAAGCGACAAGCACAAGCAUACAUACCUGCAGGUUCGCGUAACUGCCAACGAUCCUGUCGUGGAGCUUCAAUCGCACCUCAAUUGGAUUAACAAAGCUUCAAGUCCAUUUGUAACGACUUCCACGAGCCAAACGUCUUCUUUUUCGAGUCUUUUUUUGAGGUUUUACAAGAUCGUUCUGCUUCUGCAUCUUUGGCAUAUGCAUCUUAUUUCACGAAAAAUAAACGACCCAUUACGUUCGCGUUCGUUGUAAAAGCAGUGACUGUUUUGAUUUUUCAUAUCGACGAUAGUCAAUAUACCCAAGCAUCAUUCUCCAUUCUUGGUUCAGCAACUUUUAUCUUUCUUGAAAAAGUUACUCAUUUUACCCGCAUACACGAAUAGACCACAAGUUGAAUCUUGUCGUCUAACGUAAAAUUCUACCUUUCUUCUCGGAAGACCCUUUAUUGAGUCUGCCAGAUCAUUGUCCUUUCAGGACUUGAUCAUUCCAACCGAAAAACUGGAUCUUCCGUCGAUAUCGCAAGUGCAAACCCGGGGGCCUUCCGAAGUACCAUAUUACAAUCAUCACGCCGCGCAGCGACCACUGUACGUGAAUGAAAGGUUGCCCGCUUUGCCUUUGCCACCGCCGCAACAGGCAUAUUCGUCUGGUACUUCAUCUCCCCGGGUUGGGUCACUUAGCUCACUUGGAUCUUCCUCAAUUUUGAACGGAGGUUCUCAUUCAUCUUACACCACAGCGAGUUCCUCAAACGGACCCAAAACCCCUUCUCCCACUCAAGCUAGCAGUGGUUUACCUGUUUCUCUGCCUCAAGGAUCUUACAGUACACCACCUUCAAACCCAGCAUACUCUUACAGCCAAGAGCCAUAUCAGAACAACAUGAAUCACGGUCCUCAAGAUAUGUACUAUCCUCCACACAUGUCGGCUGGUCAACAACCACCACCUCAAACUGCCACAUCGGGUGCAUUGAGUCAAUAUCCUCAACAUCAACCACCUUUACUUCAACCUGGACCUCCACAUUAUUCACCGGCGCAGCAAGCACCAUACGGUCAAUACUAUGGCAAUGGACUUCAAUCUCCACAAUCGGCUCAAAUUCCUGGAUCAAUGGGUGGCCAAGGCAACGUUCUACCACUUCCAGCAAUGACCACUCAACCUGGUAUGCCGAGCCAAGGUUACGGUGGACCACAACAAUUUGACCAAACUGGCCAAGUUGCCCCACCAGGAAUGAAGCCCAGAGUCACAGCGACUCUUUGGGAAGACGAGGGUAGUUUGUGCUUUCAAGUAGAGGCAAAGGGUGUUUGCGUGGCUCGACGUGAAGAUAAUCACAUGAUUAACGGCACAAAAUUAUUGAACGUUGCUGGUAUGACUCGUGGACGACGAGAUGGUAUCCUGAAAAGCGAGAAAAUGAGACACGUUGUGAAAAUUGGUCCUAUGCAUUUAAAGGGUGUUUGGAUUCCUUUCGAGCGGGCACUGGAUUUUGCAAACAAGGAGAAGAUUACGGAAUUAUUGUAUCCUUUAUUUGUUCACAACAUUGGCGCUCUUUUAUACCACCCAACGAACCAGACACGAACGAAUGCCGUAAUGGCAGCCGCAGAACGUCGAAAGAAUGAGCAAAACCAAAUGCGGAACCCACAAGCACCUGGUUUGCCUUCAUUACACCAACAUCACCAUCACUCAAUGGCUAACUCAAUUGGCGCUCCCCUUCCAGGUCCACAGCAUUCUCUUGCUCCUCAUCCAAAUGUUGGUCGUCCUGCUCUCGAAAGAUCACACACAUUCCCCACCCCUCCCACAAGUGCAUCUAGUGUAAUGGGCAGUAUGGAUAAUUCUAACGGCAAUUUCCAGUGGCCUGGGCAAUCCAUGGGCAAUGUGCAAGGUACCAAUCCCCUGUCAAUUGACACUGGAUUAAGUAAUGCUCGCUCAAUGCCAACAACUCCAGCUACCACCCCUCCAGGAACUGCAGUUCAAUCGAUGCAACAAUAUCAACAAACUCAACAACCUUACGACUCUCGACAGAUGUACUCUCAAGCACCCCCGCCACAGAAUGCGUAUGCCCAAGCCCCACCACCUCAACAAAGCAUGCCUCAAUACUCGCAACAGCCAAAUUCAUACAUCAAGAAUGAAAUGGGUCCACCAUUGGCGAGAGCACCAGAUGCUGAGCCCCAACAUCAUGAACCAAAGGAUUCGAAUGGGAUGAUUCAUCACCAAGGGAAUGGCCAAGUUGAGGAAGAACAUGAUCAAGAUCAUGAUGGCGGUGAAUACACUCAUGAUAGCCAGGGUAAUUACGAUUCAAGUCGUCGGCCAUACAAUUACUCGAAUGGCACAGCCGUAGGAUCAAUAACAGGUGAACACACCCAUUUGUCACCAGAGAUGACUGGCUCACCAAAUAAUCCAGCUUCCGGACGAGCAACUCCUAGAACGGCGUCAGCACCACAAACAUACUAUGCACAACAGCAAGGUGGUUACAGUACACCCCCGCGAAUUCAACCUCCCUCGAGUAAUUUGUAUAAUGUAGUCAGUCAAGAACGCGGUACAGCUAAUGGCAGCGCAGGUGGUGAUGUUUACGCACCACAAUCAGAUCUUGGAGCUUCAAUGUCUAAUGGUUAUGCCGGACAGCAAAAUAUCAUGAAUGGUGCACCUGGGAGUAACAAACGUGGCAGAGAUGACGAUGACGAUGGUCGACCAUCCAGUAGAGGUCCAGGAAUGGCCGAUGCUGAUGGUUUAAAGAGACGGAAAACGAUCCGUGAGGGUUCAGUUUCUGGACCAUCUUACAAUCCAGGACUCAACCGAGCUCAAUCGACCAUUGCCCAAAGACGCCGGUAACUCGAAUCGAUGAUUUUGAACGCAUAUUUUUGCACUUUCUUCCAGUGAUCUGAUUUUCUCCAUCAUGAUCUACUGUUUUUUUUAUUCUUGGCUCGCGCCACAAAAGCAUUCUCGACAAUCACAAGCACACUCUUUGAAAGAAUUUUUUUUAUCUUCACGAUUGUCUUUGUAUUCGCCGAACAUAGAUUCAGCAAAUUAUUUGAACCUGGAAUGACGACGAGUUUAUGACUGAAAUUUUUAGAUGACCCUAACGUGGAUCAUCGGAACGGCUUUAACGAAUUUACGCUAUGCAAACAUGGGAGAGGAAAUAAUCUGUUGAGAAAUGAUCCCAAAGAUAUACACAUGCAAGCGGGAUUUAUUUACUUGGGGGUUUUCAUUUUGCACUCGAGAACAAAAAAACGAAACACGCCUAUUAAUGACACUCUAGGCGUCGACAUGAAAUAUUUGGGAUUUGGGCAUUUUGUGUUUUUCGUUCAUGGGAAAGGCUUAAAUGAUUUGUUUUCGUUCAGAUGGACGACCAAAAUAAUGAAUGGGGCCAUUUUCUCUUCGACAUCUACAGCACCGAGGAACCUGUCUCAAUAUUUUCUCAUGAUGUCGGGAAGGAUGAAUAGAGAAAGGGAAACUGGAUCGCUGAAUAGACAAUAAUUUUGUUUAAUGUUUUCGGCUUUUCUUUCCUGGACCGACUUCUAGUUUCUUUGCUUUUUGUUGAGCUCCUGUUGAGCUUGACGUUUACACACAUUAUUAUUAUGAUUUAUGACCAUUUCCUUGCUUAUCUUGUUAGUUGUUGCAGUUGUGAGUUUCCUUGGGUUUGAUGGGGAGGGGGAUGAAAUGGAUUCUACCACAUGAGGAUGAUUAGCCCAAUGGAUGAAUGCCAUAUGUAUGGAAUGUGUGGAAAAGGUGCGAAGCUUGAAUGUUUUGUAACUAAUCCUGAACGCAAAUGGGUUGACGGUGAUCGGAAUGAAUAGAAUGGGAAUGGUUGAAUGAUAUGACUUUAUGAUGAAGAUGGAUGGAUGAUUGGAUGGGUUCGGGGGUAUUAUUGGAAUUCAACUGGAACUGAACUGAACAAGAUACAAAAAUUUAAAAGUUGUUGAUGA
Molecule: messenger RNA, 4092 nt
Organism: Botrytis porri
Lineage: Eukaryota; Fungi; Ascomycota; Leotiomycetes; Helotiales; Sclerotiniaceae
Exons: 3
Coding region: 1058-2998 (646 amino acids)
Biological process (GO): positive regulation of transcription by RNA polymerase II
Cellular component (GO): nucleus
Molecular function (GO): sequence-specific DNA binding; DNA-binding transcription factor activity
Source: RefSeq, a predicted model, not a curated record